CUUUGGCCACGUCCCGGAGCCACGUCGCGCUUUGCUCGCCAUUUUCCCGUCUUCUGAAGCCCAGAAUCAGUCUAUUCUAGUAGUCACGGUGUCAUUCAACACUGUCAGCUCAUCAAUUAAUCGUAACCGGAGACGCACGGAGCUCUUAAUAGAGUUUAAAUCGGGUUACCUCACCUGGAGCUCCCAUAAAACAUGAACAUCUUCAGGCUAACCGGGGAUCUCUCCCACCUAGCAGCCAUCAUCAUCCUGCUGCUAAAGAUAUGGAAAACCAGGUCUUGUGCCGGUAUUUCUGGAAAGAGUCAGGUCCUGUUUGCCUUGGUGUUCACCACUCGCUACCUGGACCUGCUCACCUCCUUCAUCUCUCUCUACAACACCACCAUGAAGGUCAUCUACAUCGGGGCUGCGUACGCCACGGUGUACCUGAUCUACGUGAAGUUUAAGGCGACUUAUGACGGGAACCACGACACAUUCAGAGUGGAGUUCCUGGUUGUCCCCGUUGGUGGCCUGGCCUUCCUGGUUAACCAUGACUUCUCUCCUCUGGAGAUCCUGUGGACGUUCUCUAUCUACUUGGAGUCGGUGGCCAUCCUGCCGCAGCUUUUCAUGAUCAGCAAGACCGGUGAGGCAGAGACCAUCACCACCCACUACCUGUUCUUCCUGGGACUCUACAGAGCCCUCUACCUCAUCAACUGGAUAUGGAGGUUCUACUUCGAGGGAUUCUUUGACAUGAUCGCCAUUGUCGCUGGGGUGGUGCAGACCAUCCUCUACUGCGACUUCUUCUAUUUGUAUGUAACAAAAGUACUCAAAGGAAAGAAGCUGAGUCUGCCAGCUUAAGUGCCAAAGAGGAGUGUUUUGGCAGACUCAUAGAGGGGGAUCGGAGGGGAGGAGGAGUGGUAGCGGACACCUCUGCUCUGACAACCCCCACCCACCCUCCACCACCACCACCACCACCACUUCCUCCUCCUCCUCCUCUUCCUCCCCUCCCGCCAGUGUAAGAUGCCUGAGACAGAGAGCGAACGGGAGCUGCUGGCUGAACCUUCUUCUGAUCCAGAAUCAGAGGAAUCGGAACACCUGCAGAGGCCGGUCCACGGCCUUCGGAUUUCUGUUUGAUGCAUCUUGCCUUAACUUUUUUUAUUACUCUGUAUAAAGGAAGAAGAAAAAAAAAAAAAAACCUGCGAGUUUUCUACAGAAAAAUGUGUACUCUGAAGAUUCGACACAUUGGUGAAUAUGAGCUGAAGAUGUAAAAUUGCCUUUGAUUUGGCAUUGUACGAUAUUGAAGCGGACUUCUUGUGGUGGGAUAUUAUUGACUCGAGCGUUUGUAAUAGUAUUUGCAAUCAAAAUAAAUGUACUUUGUUUUUCCUGAAUCAAUUUGGGGAGGAAUUUGUUGAAUCCUCAUAACUUUGGUGGUCAAAUUCUUCACGUUUUGCUCUUCUAUUUCUGACCACUAUGCAUUCCCAUGUAUAAAGACUAUCUAUUUUGGUUUCCAGUGCCAUUGGUAGACUAUAAAUUCAAAUGUAGAUGCCAUCAUUUAACAUUGUCUUUUCCAAUCUUUGUUCAAAUGCCCUCAAAAUUGACCAGUAUGAGUUUGUGUGAAUGGAAGUAAAGGGUUGAAACGGGACGCCAAUGAACUUCCAUCACUGUAAAUGGCUUUCUUCAUUUGAAAACCCCCUUUCAUCACCCGUGAGGACAAUAUAUCGCCUGUAAGUAUACAUCAUUGCUCAGCUUUUUCUUUUCAAAUGGCUCCUUUUUAAUGUGUGAGAUGAGUGAAUUCACUGCUGAUGUGCUGUAUGUGGAUUAUCACGACACAAAUGGAAGUUUUUCUUUUAGGUGUAUUUAUGUUUUUAUCUUAUUCCUGGUUUUUCAAUUAACAGAGUCCGUAGUUGUGCGUACUUUUUUAACAGUAGAAUUAAAUCUCCCUGUCGGAGACGAGCACAAUCCUACGAACGCUGUUACACUGAAGCUUAAAUAGUUCUCAAGGCAUAUCUGCUUCUAUUUUAGUUUUCAUGCAUCAUUCCGAAUUUCCUUUUGAUUUCUUUCCAGAGCUUUUGCAUGAUGUUGCCACCACAAAUAAAUACUUUAUGGGAAA
Messenger RNA from Sebastes umbrosus (honeycomb rockfish), 2083 nucleotides. It is a transcript of the gene kdelr2b, whose product is annotated as KDEL endoplasmic reticulum protein retention receptor 2b. Gene Ontology annotation, molecular function: ER lumen protein retrieval receptor activity. Bases 193 to 831 code for a protein of 212 amino acids. Lineage: Eukaryota; Metazoa; Chordata; Actinopteri; Perciformes; Sebastidae. Gene Ontology annotation, biological process: endoplasmic reticulum to Golgi vesicle-mediated transport; protein retention in ER lumen. Gene Ontology annotation, cellular component: endoplasmic reticulum; membrane; cis-Golgi network. The record is from RefSeq and is a predicted model, not a curated record. The transcript is spliced from 5 exons.